This is a messenger RNA of Dovyalis caffra, 1179 nucleotides long. The record is from the annotation of a GenBank genome assembly. NCBI's taxonomy places the organism in Eukaryota, Viridiplantae, Streptophyta, Magnoliopsida, Malpighiales, Salicaceae.
AUGCGUCUUUUCAAAUCAAUCUUUACCAAAAGCUACCACUCCUUAAACAACACUAGCGCUAGUCCUCUUGUCUCUCUCUUAAAAUCCCGGUCCGUAAUCCGGUUCAGCGGUCCAGACACAUUCAAAUUCUUACAAGGUUUGUUGACAAACGAUGUUAAAAAAUUCAGUGAACUCCCAAGCGAGACAACAUCGUAUGUGCCCACUCCAAAUUUGCCUUCCGUCUAUGUCCCUCCGAUGUACGCUGCGUUUUUGACUCCACAAGGGAGGUUCUUGUAUGAUUUGUUUUUGUAUAGAAAGCCUCGGACUGAGGAGAAGCUUGAUGGGUCCGGGUCGGGUCCCGGGUCGGAUUCGGGUGGGGAUUUGGAGUUGUUUGCUGAUGUGGAUAGUUCGGUUCUUGAUGAACUAUUGCAGACUUUUAAAAAAUACCGGCUAAGGUCUAAGGUUGAAAUUGAUAAUGUGGCAGAAGACUUCUCUUGCUGGCAGUGGUUUGGUGGAAACCUUGCUGAAAAAUCAAAAGCUGAAGAGGAACCAGAGGCAGCUAGUGUUGGCUGGGGCUCUGGUGUUGAUCAUUCUGCCAUGUCAUCUUCACAUGGGAAUGAUGUUGGAUGGCAAUGGUUUAAGGAUCCCAGAGUAGAUUGUCUUGGUUUCAGGGGUAUCUUUUCAUCUAAUGAGAUUCCACCUUUGGUUGAAUAUGACAAAGAAACAAAUGAACAAAAUUACCGAUUAUGGAGAAUUGAGAAUGGGGUUGCAGAGGGCUCAACUGAGAUUCCCAAAGGUGAGGCAGUUCCACUUGAAUACAAUCUGGAGGGUUUAAACGCAAUAAGCUUUGAAAAGGGAUGCUAUGUGGGCCAAGAGUUUAUAGCUCGGACACACCACAGAGGUGUCAUUCGCAAACGAUUGCUUUCUUUAGUGUUUCUUGAUGAUAGUGGAAAAGAUAUGGAGCACAGAGUUUCUCCGGGUUCAGAAGUCAUCAACACAGCAUCUGGAAAGAAAAUUGGGUCUGUGACAACUGCACUUGGCUGUAGAGGGCUGGGUGUUUUGCGGUUAGAAGAAGCCUUUAAAGGGUCGGGUUCAUUGACCAUACGAGGGCAGGAUGACAUAAAGGUUGAGGCCAUUAGACCAAAAUGGUGGCCUGCUGAAUGGUUUUCGGAGCAUCAACAGCAUGGUGCAGUGGCUUAG